UCCUUUUCAGCGAACCCUGUCCAUGUGUAAUAUUCGUGCGUCUUGCUGCAGCUUUCCGUGUUUUCUGUGAAUGACAGAGGGGACAUGAGUGCAGUUUUACCUGUUUAAGAUGGUCCCGGGGAUAAACGCCAGCCUGCUGGAGCCGCUCUCUCAUGGACUCUGGAGCAGAUAGGUUGUGAAUAAUGUUGCGCUUUCUGUGCGGCAGAGCAAUCGGGCAGCCUGCCCUGCUCUCCGUCCUUCAGGGGUCCUCAUCCCGAGGUUUGCUCACUAAGUCUGGUCCAUCAUACUUGAAGCAGCUGAGUUCCAGUCCUCGGUGGAUCAGCACCUCCGUCCCAGCAUGCUCUACAGCCCCACGGAAGGAUCCCUCUGGACAUGGUCAGCAAAGUCCAGACAGUGCUGGCCCAAGUGACCUGAAAGAACCUGAUCCACUGAUGGAUAAUUCCAUAGGCCUGGUGCAGAGAUAUAAAAAAACCUUUAAACAGUAUGGAAAAGUGAUGAUUCCUGUACACCUGGUCACGUCCUCUCUCUGUUUCGGAGUUUUUUACUACAGUGCUAUGAAGGGAGUGAAUCUGGUGCCAUUUCUGGAGUACAUUGGUUUUCCUGACAGGCUUGUUAAACUUCUGGAGAACUCCCAGAGUGGCUAUGCACUGACCGCAUAUGCCAUGUACAAGAUUGCCACACCAGCACGAUACACCAUCACUUUAGGAGGAACGUCACUGUCGGUAAAGUAUCUGAGGAAGCACGGCUACAUGUCCACCCCACCACCUGUCAAAGAGUACUUCCAGGAGAAGAUGGAGGAGACGAAAGAGAGGAUCUCUGAGAAGAUGGAGGAGACGAAGGAGAGGAUCUCUGAGAAGAUGGAAGAGACUAAAGAGAGAUUUUCUGGAAAGAUGGAGGAGACAAAGGAUCGCUUCUCUGAGAGAAUGGAAGAGACAAAGGACAAAUUCUCUGGGAAAAUUCAAGAAACCAAAGACAAAGUUGGUUUGCGAAAGAAGACAGAGUAGUUUUCGCAGCUCAUGAGGAUAUGUUUCAACACAACAUAACUCUUGCAAACUCCCCAAUGGGGUUCACAUAAGAAUAUCCAUCUCCCUAUUAAUAAAAACAAUUCUUGAAUCCCUCAAGUGAUAGUUGGAAAAAAAAUCAUUUAAUUUCUUCAUAACCCCAAAUGUAGUCAAACAACUAAGACAAGAUCACGUUUAUAGAUAGGAGUGCAUCAUAUAGAGUGAGAAACCACAUAUGCAAGCCUAUUACAGAUUAUUCAAAGUGAUUGAUGAUAUAGACCUGCAGAUAACUGCAUGCUAAAAUAGAGGCAAUAUAAUUCUAGUUAGCUAGCUACAUUAGCUUUAUAGGUCCAGUGUAAAAGAAAAAGAAACUCCAAACGUGUCUUUCCUGAUUGACUAUGGUCCAAUUCCUUUCACCCCCUGUUUUGCACAAGCACAUUUGUCCUGUUACAUUUACGAUAACCACAAUAUCACCAUAGUUUAAUGUGUACUUUUAACGUUUUAGGACUAUUUUCUUUAUAA
Messenger RNA from Astyanax mexicanus (Mexican tetra), 1523 nucleotides. RefSeq names its product family with sequence similarity 210 member Aa (gene mims1a). The coding region runs from base 183 to 1004 and encodes 273 amino acids. The transcript has 4 exons. Lineage: Eukaryota; Metazoa; Chordata; Actinopteri; Characiformes; Acestrorhamphidae. The record is from RefSeq and is a predicted model, not a curated record. Gene Ontology annotation, cellular component: mitochondrion.